Messenger RNA from Morus notabilis, 615 nucleotides. RefSeq lists its product as uncharacterized. Gene Ontology annotation, molecular function: protein binding. NCBI's taxonomy places the organism in Eukaryota, Viridiplantae, Streptophyta, Magnoliopsida, Rosales, Moraceae. The transcript has 4 exons. The record is from RefSeq and is a predicted model, not a curated record. The coding region runs from base 36 to 407 and encodes 123 amino acids.
AUACUUGCUUAAAAUUGACGGCUUUUUAUUGCAGUAUGGUAGCAGCUUUUGGUUCUGGAGCCAUGUUUUCAUUGGUGAGUGGCAUGGGUGGCCCCAACCAGGUAGCAAAUGCAGCCACUUCUGGACUUUUCUUCGCACUUGUUCAAGGUGGACUUUACCAGUUGGGGCAAAAGUUUUCUCAACCACCAGUUGAAGAUAUUUACUAUGCUAAAACAAGAGGCAUGUUGAGUAACCUUGGCCUUCAGAAUUAUGAGAAGAAUUUCAAAAAAGGGCUAUUAACGGACAGUACUUUGCCUUUGCUCACAGAUAGUGCGCUUAGAGACGUGAGGAUCCCACCCGGACCACGACUUCUCAUUCUCGAUCACAUUCAGAGGGACUCAGAGCUAAAGGGUAAACGAGGAAAGUGAGCUGUUCUUUGAAUCUUGUUUGGCUGCCAUUCGACAAUUUGUUUCACCAGUUUAGAGUAUUAAAGGCAGUGAGGGAGGGGAUAUCAUAUAUGUUUUUGAAGUGGGAUAAUGUCAUUUUGUUGUUUUCUUCAUUUUUUGUCCUGUUUAGUUUCAUCAAAUUGCGAAAAUUUCCCAGAAUAAUUCUGAUUUAGCGUUAUGUCUUUCUCAA